CGGUCACGCUGUUGGGUCUUCUGUCACGAGCCUUAUCCAAGCCGCGGAGUGGAGGCUGGAGAAUUAGAACGGAGAAUUAGAACGGACAUCAAUUAUACAGGACGUCUUAUUUACCAAAUUUAGUGCGCGAGAAAGAGAACAGGGCUGUAAUUUCAUAUCGCUACGUGGCAAUUAAAACUCUCUACUAAGUUAUUCCGGUCAACCGGUGAUGUAUUCCAGUAUUUGAAUGAUAUUGCUAGCCAGCUAGCUAGCUAGCUGUUAAGCUAGCUUUACGGUGCGUGACUCGAAGUAACUCAACGUUAUAUUCUCGGACGUUAUUUUCAUUAGCACACCUGGACGCAUUCAUCAUAGAAACAUCCAAAUAGUGGAUGUUUUUUUACUGAAGUACCUUUACUGUGGGAGUUAUGCGUGUAGGUUAUAAUCGUAGCUAGAUAAGGAUUGAAUGAAAUAACGUUAGCUUGCUAUAGCCAGCGGAAACGAGCCAGUUAACAGGGAUAACGUUAACUUAUCCUGCUGCUGGUUGAUCCACCGCCAUUCAGCUAAUCUAGCAAAUGCUAUCGGAGCUAGCCACCCACAAGCACACAGUGAGCUUGUUAGGUAACAGUCAAUUAUAAAGUUCUAGUGAACGGAACUGCGAAGUAGCUAGCUACAACCAAACGUCAAGUUGGCCAUCUUCCACUCUAGUCCAGUGUAAAAAGCUGACCGACGUCAGUUCGUUUUUACGGAUAAGGCCGGGGUGAGGACAAACCUGCAAACAUGCCGGCUGUGUCGAAAGGAGAUGGAAUGCGCGGAUUAGCUGUUUUCAUCUCGGACAUUCGAAACUGUAAGGCUACCUGUUCAUCUCAGUGCUGGUUAACAGCAACAGUGAGUUGAUCCGUCUGAUCAACAACGCCAUCAAGAAUGACCUGUCCAGCCGCAACCCCACCUUCAUGUGCCUGGCACUUCACUGUAUCGCGAACGUCGGAAGUCGCGAGAUGGCUGAGGCCUUUGCCAGUGAGAUCCCUCGGAUCCUGGUUGCUGGUGAUACGAUGGACAGCGUGAAACAGUCAGCUGCCCUGUGUCUGCUGCGGCUCUAUAAGACCUCUCCUGACUUGGUGUUGAUGGGUGAGUGGACGUCACGCGUGGUGCACCUUCUCAACGACCAACACAUGGGUGUGGUGACAGCAGCCAUCUCUCUGAUUACCUGUCUGAGCCAGAAGAAUCCAGAUGAGUUCAAGACCUGUGUUUCCCUGGCCGUUUCCCGACUCAGCAGGAUUGUGUCGUCGGCCUCCACUGACCUACAGGAUUACACCUACUACUUUGUCCCAGCACCGUGGCUCUCCUGCAAGCUGCUGCGCCUGCUGCAGUGUUACCCUCCCCCAGAAGAUGGUGCUGUCAAGGGCCGAUUGGUAGAGUGUCUGGAGACCAUCCUCAAUAAGGCCCAAGAGCCACCCAAGUCCAAGAAGGUGCAGCACUCCAAUGCCAAGAAUGCUAUCUUGUUUGAGGCUAUCUCACUUAUCAUCCACUAUGACAGUGAGCCAAACCUGCUGGUGCGAGCCUGUAACCAACUGGGCCAGUUCCUGCAGCACAGAGAGACUAACCUGCGCUACCUGGCUCUGGAGAGUAUGUGUACUCUGGCCAGCUCUGAGUUUUCACAUGAAGCCGUCAAGACACACAUCGAGACCGUCAUCAACGCCCUCAAGACUGAGAGGGAUGUGAGUGUUCGACAGAGGGCAGCUGAUCUGCUGUAUGCCAUGUGUGAUCGCAGCAAUGCCAAGCAAAUCGUAGCCGAGAUGCUCAGCUAUCUUGAGACAGCAGACUACUCCAUCAGAGAGGAGAUGGUGCUGAAAGUAGCCAUACUUGCAGAGAAGUAUGCUGUGGAUUACUCCUGGUACGUGGACACCAUUCUCAACCUCAUCCGCAUUGCUGGUGACUACGUCAGUGAAGAGGUGUGGUAUCGCGUCAUUCAGAUCGUCAUCAACCGAGACGAUGUGCAAGGCUAUGCCGCCAAGACGGUCUUUGAGGCUUUGCAGGCCCCUGCCUGCCAUGAGAACAUGGUGAAGGUUGGAGGCUACAUUCUUGGAGAGUUCGGUAACCUCAUUGCUGGUGACCCACGCUCCAGCCCCCUGGUCCAGUUCAACCUUCUCCACUCCAAGUUCCAUCUGUGCUCUGUGCCAACUCGUGCCCUGCUGCUGUCAGCCUACAUCAAGUUUAUCAACCUGUUCCCAGAGACAAAGGCCACCAUCCAAGAGGUUCUGCGCUGCGACAGUCAGAUCCGCAAUUCGGAUGUGGAACUGCAGCAGCGUGCUGUUGAAUAUCUGAAGCUUUCUUCCAUCGCUAGCACCGAUGUCCUGGCCACUGUCCUGGAGGAAAUGCCUCCGUUCCCAGAAAGGGAAUCCUCAAUCCUGGCUAAGCUGAAGAAGAAGAAGGGGCCCGGUGCUGUAUCUGUGACAGAGCUGGAAGACAGCAAAAGGGAGGGCGGGGAGUUGAAUGGAGGGGGCGACCGGGGGCCAGACACAGCAGCCAUGGCUGCCUCCAAUGCUUCCACCCCGUCACCAUCAGCAGACCUCCUCGGGAUUCGUUCUGCUGCUCCUGUUGGUGCUGCUCCGGCCAGUGCUGGCAGCCUAUUGGUAGACGUGUUCUCUGAGGCAGGGCCUAUCGCACCUUCUGCUGCUGUGAAUGACGACGGCUUCCUAAGAGAUCUGGAACAGCCCACCGAGACCUCUGAUUCCCUAUUGGUGGAGGGUUCUGGUGACUCGGACUCUGCUCCUCCCUCUGAGGAUCCUGCUCCUCCUCUGUCUGAGGCAGACGAACUUCUCAACAAGUUUGUGUGCAAGAACAACGGGGUUCUGUUUGAGAAUCAGCUGCUGCAGAUUGGCAUCAAGUCAGAGUAUCGUCAGAAUCUGGGGAGAAUGUACUUAUUCUACGGCAACAAGACGUCAGUGCAGUUCGCCAGCUUCACCACCACAGUCAGCUGUCCUGGAGAGCUGCAGUCUCAGCUCAAUGUUCAGACCAAACCAGUGGAACCGCUGGUAGAGGGUGGAGCCCAGAUCCAACAAGUCCUUAACAUCGAGUGUCUGACUGACUUCUCUGAUGCCCCACUGCUUAACAUUAAGUUCAGAUAUGGUGGAGCUCUGCAGAACCUGACCCUCAAGCUGCCCGUCACCAUCAACAAAUUCUUCCAGCCGACAGAGAUGACCUCAAGUGACUUCUUCCAGCGCUGGAAACAGCUUAGCCAGCCUCAGCAAGAAGCACAAAAGAUAUUCAAGGCCAACCACAGCAUGGACACUGAAGUACUUAAGGCUAAGCUACUGGGACUAGGAACGGCCCUGCUGGACAACGUCGAUCCAAACCCAGAGAACUACGUGUGUGCUGGAGUGAUCCAGACCAAGGGCCAGCAGGUUGGCUGUCUGCUAAGACUGGAGCCGAACGCCCAGGCACAGAUGUACCGUCUGACUCUGCGCUGCAGCAAGGACUCCGUGUCCAGGCGUCUCUGUGAGCUGCUGGCCGAACAGUUCUAGAGCUUAGACCUCUACCAGUACUCCCACCAUCCCCACCAGCGACCUCUCCCUCGAGCCUUCCUGCCGCACCUCUCCUACUCCCUCCAACAAAGAAUCUUUGAGUAAAAAAAGUUGUAACCUACAUAAGGGAAAAAGCAGCCACUGCUAGCAGCAGCGGCCAUAUUAUUAUCAUUAUUCUUGUCCCACAUUCUGAUUCCAGUUCAUCUUCUACUUGUUUAUUAACAUGAUGCUACAUUCUUGAUUUUGUUGGUGUUUACCUGUGUAGCUGGUGUGUGUGCGCGUGUGUGUGUGUGUGUGUGUGUGUGUCUCCCAUGGUUGUGCUGGGGUCCCAUUCUGACAGCUGUGUCGUACUAAUACUGUGUGUGUGUGUGAUUGAGUGAGAUUUCAUUUGAAUUGGUAGAACAUUCCUUGAAGCAAAAUGGGUGCAGCUGUUUAUCUAAUAUAAUGUACUCAUCCCCUCCCUACACACACAGUCACAGACACACACACACACACACAUACACACACAUCAGUAAAAGGCCUCCUUGUGGUUCUGGUGGGACCCACUGAUGAAGUGAGCCCUGAGGGUCCAGCACUCUGAUCUCUGCAUUCAUUUUCAUCAAUCAUUCCCAUUGAAAAUGCGCAUAAGGCGUUGGGAUCCUCUUUGAGGCCCUCCAGCAUGAGAUCCCCCCUUUACUUUAUCUCUGGAUGACCUGAUUCCUCUUCCCUGUAAUGAGUAGCCCUUCAUUUCAUUUCUGUCAGUUAGUACACUUGUUUCUGUUAUUGAUGUAUAUGUAAAUAUGCGCCAGUGUAUUGCUUUAUUGCUUUCUGAGACAUUCCCAUCUUGCUUGUUUAGAAAGCCUGUGAUUAUCUAUCCCAAGCCUGAGUAGGAGGAUGGCACAGAGUGGACACUAUGUAGACGGCGGAUACAGGGGUAAGACUUGUCGUGUUAUAACAGUCUCAUCCCCUGCCUGGAAGAUAUUUCAGGUGCAAAGCUUAGGGAAGUGUCUAUGAGCUGCUCUUUACUGGAGGCGGGGAACUUCAGUAUCAGAUGUAUACAUGGCAAGCCAGCCUCAUAGUUCUCAUCAGUGCGGUCUUUCUCUCUUGUGAAACUGGAACAUUUGAAAACACCUCUGAUAAAACAGACAUUUCACCUUGGUGCGGCUCGUUCAAGUAAGUCUUUUAAGUGCAUCUUCUUUUCUAGGGAAAGAGAAGGUGAGAAAUAUUUCUGAACAGCAGGCAAGAACACUUAGGUGACAAGGACUAACAAGUUCCCACCGCCGAUGAAGAGCUGUCCACAGCUUGCUUCCCUUAGCUGUUCAACAGGAAGCCCCUACAUGUUAGUGAUCAUGGCUCUGGAGGUUGAUGGUACUGGCUUGGGUUGCUGCGCCAGUAUCUAUAUAGAUUCCUACUGAUUUUCUUUCUGAAGAAGUGCACAGCCUUAGCUAUGAUCAGAGUAGGGCACAAAUAGAUGCACCAUAAUUAUCAAAGUAUAAAACAGUUUUGUUUUCCGGCAGUGUAUAUCCGAACAGAUGAUGCUGCAGCAAUUAAAUCUUGCACCAACACAUGAUCUCGUUCAAAGGCUGGACAGCGAGAUUAGAUCUGAUAUACACACGUACACGUUCAUAUUCCUGCUCCUCCACCCAAACAUUUAUGUUAGAGAUCAAUGCUAACAUGUGAUUCACACACAACCACUACAGUAAAUGUGGAGAAAACACAGAUGUUCAACAACUUGAAAAUGUUUAGAUCCACAGCUCUCUGACUCCUCCCAGGCUUCCUCUCACGUACAAGCACUGAUGUCGUGGGAGAGGACAGGAUGUAAGACAACCAGAUGUCCAUUACAACUACAAGGGGCUCUGUAUAUGUGUGUGAAUGUGAGUGUGGCUGUAAGGAGGAAAGAAAAAAAAAAAAAGCCUAAAGACAUUUCUAAUACAUGGUCACAUUACAUUCUGUGGCUGCACGGCAAUCACAGGACAUUGAACUUUGUAGUGGAAAAUGUAGUCAUUUUGUCAUUCUGUGAGUGUGUGUAUGUGAGUUUGUGUGUGUGUCUAUGCAGUAUCCACUAGCUAAUGCAGCCUCAUGUAUCGGUGUUAAGAACCUGUCCAAUACCUGUGUUAGAAUUAAGAUUUACUCUGUAAUGAAAAAAUGUGAAAGUAAAACUAUGCCAUAUAUCCAA
This is a messenger RNA of Morone saxatilis (striped sea-bass), 5655 nucleotides long. RefSeq names its product adaptor related protein complex 2 subunit alpha 1 (gene ap2a1). Gene Ontology annotation, cellular component: membrane coat; AP-2 adaptor complex. NCBI's taxonomy places the organism in Eukaryota, Metazoa, Chordata, Actinopteri, Moronidae. The record is from RefSeq and is a predicted model, not a curated record. Gene Ontology annotation, molecular function: clathrin-cargo adaptor activity. Gene Ontology annotation, biological process: clathrin-dependent endocytosis; intracellular protein transport.